This is a messenger RNA of Bombyx mandarina (wild silkworm), 335 nucleotides long. RefSeq names its product cytochrome P450 4g15. The record is from RefSeq and is a predicted model, not a curated record. Gene Ontology annotation, molecular function: monooxygenase activity; iron ion binding; oxidoreductase activity, acting on paired donors, with incorporation or reduction of molecular oxygen. Lineage: Eukaryota; Metazoa; Arthropoda; Insecta; Lepidoptera; Bombycidae.
AGCGAAUUGAGAGUUUUAAAGUGUUUGUUGAGUGUUUUAAGCAUUCUAAGUGUUGGAUACAAUGUUAAUUUGUGAAAAAUGGCGUUCACAUCGAAAAAUGAUCGCUCCGACAUUCCAUAUAAAUAUUUUGAAAUCGUUCAUGGGAGUUUUCAAUGAGAACAGCAAGAGCGUUGUUAAAAAAUUACGUUCUGAAGUCGGAAAAACAUUUGACGUUCACGAUUACAUGAGCUGCGUGACAGUCGAUAUCCUACUAGAGACAGCAAUGGGAAUAACAAAAACGACGCAGGAUGCUGCGAGUUUUGACUAUGCUAUGGCCGUAAUGAAGUAAUUAUAAC